AGUUUAAAUUGGCAGCAGAGUCUUCUCUUCCAACUGAUAAGAGUGGCAUUCUCAGACUGGAGAGAGAGAGCGGGGGAGGGAGUGGCAGCCAAACGGCGUCGGUUUUGGAAGCAGAGGAGACCGCAUUUCCAGCUUACUUUCCGAGUUAAGGAAUAUAGAUUUCUUUGCGGAUUUCUGAAUUGUUGAAGGUAAGAAGAUCAAAUGGUUGAGGCAAAGAACAAGGAAUCAUCACACUGGUGGUGGUUUGACAGUCACAACAAGAGCAUUUCAAAUCGGUCACCAUGGCUUCAGUCCACACUCGCUGAGCUCGAUGAGAAAACAAAGAUAAUGCUGAAGAUAAUUGAGGAAGACGCAGAUUCCUUUGCCCAACGUGCAGAAAUGUACUACAAGAAGAGACCAGAGCUCAUUAGCAUGGUUGAAGAUUUCUAUCGGACUCAUCGUUCGUUAGCCGAGCGAUACGAUCAAGUCAAAUCGGAAUCUGGAACUCGCCUUCCAACGCCAUGGUCAUCUCCAUUGUCUUUCACCAAAUAUCGGCUUGAGAAAUCAUUGAGCUUGAGCGACAAAGCAUAUGAUAGCUACUCUGAGGCCUACGGACCGGAGGAGUCUGAGGAGUCCGAGGUCGAUGACCCGGAAGAGGAAGAAGAAAUACUGCAAAACCACGUGGAGUCCGAAACAGAGGAAGUGUCAGGUGGUGCUGGCAAUGAGGAGCUAAUGAAGCUGAGGGCAGAAGUGGAGAGGCUUAGAGAAGAAAACAAGGUUCAAAAGGAGCAACUACUUCAGAAGGAUGAAGAGAAAAGGGAAGUCAUCAGACAGUUGAGUUUAGCCAUGGACUUGCUCAGGGAAGAAAAUGUGAAGCUGAGUCAAUGUCUUGCCAGGAACACUCCCAAGAAAGAAAAUCAACCUGAGUACGCCAAAUUGAAAGAGGGUUUCUUUGGGAGGUUGUUCAAUGGAUUUGCUAAAUCACAGGCUAAUCUGGUGGCUCUUUAGGGUGUUGUUUAAUCCGUGUUCGCCGAUACUAUGUAAUAUAUAUUACCAUGUAAGAACUAUAUCCCCCCCCCACCGUAGGAGUCUGUACGUGGUAGGAAGUUUUUUCAACUGGCAUUCAUUUGUUAAAAUUGUUGCAGUCAUUCUUUUCACCAUCAGUUGUAUUCAUUACUGUAACUCUGUAAGUUGUAUCCUUUAUACAUUCUUUUGCGUGUGUAGUAA
Sesamum indicum (sesame) is the source of this 1206-nucleotide messenger RNA. Its product is annotated as protein NETWORKED 3A. Gene Ontology annotation, molecular function: actin binding. NCBI's taxonomy places the organism in Eukaryota, Viridiplantae, Streptophyta, Magnoliopsida, Lamiales, Pedaliaceae. Gene Ontology annotation, cellular component: vacuolar membrane. The record is from RefSeq and is a predicted model, not a curated record.